UGCCCGCCCAGACGCCGCUUCCUCCGGGCUCGGGUUCGGCUCCGCGGAGCGAGAGGAGAUGAGGGCGGCGGCGCCCGCGCCCGAGCGGGGCUGGAAGAGCGAGAAAGUGGACGAGGCGCAGGCCCUGGCGCGGAGUUGCGCCGCCCGCAGACCCGACUUCCAGCCGUGCGACGGGCUCUCCAUCUGUGCCACGCACAGCCACGGCAAGUGCUUCAAGCUGCACUGGUGCUGUCACCUGGGAUGGUGUCACUGCAAAUACGUGUAUCAGCCUAUGACCCCUGUGGAACAGCUUCCAAGCACUGAGAUUCCUGCGAAGCCCCGGGAACCCACAAACACCAUCCAGAUCUCAGUCUCACUCACUGAACACUUUUUGAAAUUUGCAUCGGUCUUCCAGCCUCCCCUCCCCCCAGAUUCUCCAAGGUACUGUAUGAUUUCAGACCUCUUUAUCGACAACUAUCAGGUUAAAUGUAUUAAUGGGAAGAUGUGUUAUGUGCAGAAGCAGCUGGCCCCACCUUCCCACAAAAUGAGCCCCGAGGAGGUCUCUGCACACAAUGCCUUAAUUUCAAAAGAGAGCAAUACACCAAAAAUAGAUCACUGCUCUUCUCCCUCAAGUUCUGAGGACUCUGGGAUCAAUGCGAUUGGGGCUCACUAUGUGGAAUCGUGUGAUGAGGAUACAGAAGAAGGAGCAGAACUGAGUUCAGAGGAAGAUUACAGUCCAGAGAGCAGCUGGGAGCCUGACGAGUGCACCCUCCUCUCCCCCUCACAGUCUGACCUGGAAGUGAUCGAGACCAUAGAAACCACCGUGUGAGGUGGCUGGAGCCCACACUCCAAGCCCCGCUGAGCUUUUGUACUUUUGUCUGAUGGAUCCUUUUUCCGAUGCAGUUGGUAUUUUCUACCCCUCACAACCCUAGCAGUUCAGUGGUCUGCUGAUUAGUUUCACUCUUAAAUUAGUCUUAUAACUAAGACAUUCUUUUUCUUAUGAACAGUUUUCUUUUGUACCUUACUUUCUAUGUAGCAUCUGGUGUCAUGAAUUGUGACCCAGCCUUAAUUUCACUGGGAACUUUGAAAGGGAUGAAAUGAUGAUCAGAGUAUCACUGACUAGAUUGAGGAGCUUCCCAGAGUGAAUGAGACAGUAUUUUUAAAAAAAGCCAGUUCUUCACAGAAAAACUCUGGCAUUCCUUUUGGGAAGUUUUACAGGCACCCCCUGCCCAGCUAGUCCCAUCUGGGAAUCAGCUCACUUACGAGAACAGAGUUUGCACUGGCGAAAUGCCGUGUCCCUCUCCUCUUCUCCGUCCCACCUGCACUUGGUCUGGGCCAUUGUUGCCUUGGCUUACUUCCAGGAGGCUCCUGGAGGCCAGCUCGGUCCCUAGCAAUGACCAGUGUCUCCACAACUCUCCAUGACUCGGGGCUGAACUAGACCUUCAUUUCAGAAGAGAUGGCAUCUUCAGUUCAUGCUCCUUUCAGCUUCAGCCAAGCACCCAUGCUCUGCAGGGUGCUGUGGGCAUAAGGGCCGAUCCCAAGGAGAAGAGGCACACAGUUCAAUGGGGGAAGUAACACAGGCAGCACUUGGCCUGGCCUGGCUGGGGAGCAUUUGAGAGGGCCCCUCAAGUAGGUUCCCCACCAUUUCCCUGCUUUUCGUAAUCGUUCUUCAAACCUGGGGAACUUUUUUGGAAAUUAUAUAGGCAUUAUAUUUAGGAGGCAGCCACAUCUGAGGUCUUAAGAAAAAAAAAAAAUCAGUCAUAGUUCUAGUUAGCAUGGAAAUGCUAAAGACAGCAGUCCUUUAGGGAUUAGGAAUGAAUCUAAUAGGUUUGAUUAAUUCUGCUUCAUUUGGUUGUAUGAAGCACUAGAAUGGCUUAGGUGAGUAAUGGAUUAGAAUUCAGUAUGAUGCAUGAAUUUUUAUGCAGAUGCAAAAGCAGUUGAAAUAGUUUGCUGCUAAGUAAGGAGAAAAUAUUUUGUGUAAUACUUGUUCACUUUACUACAGUAAUAGUCAUGGUCUGUUGUACAUGUUCUCUUUUCUCAUACACAAAUAGCGAGUAAUUCUCUCUUAUUUAGGUCUCUUCAGAAUUUUACUUCUAAUCUCCAUUUAUAUGAGGUGGCCUUGUGUGAGUAGGUUACCUGCCAUUUCUCCAGAUCUACUCUCCAUGAGGCAUAGUUGACAGUUCAGGAAUGUAAAAUACGACCUAGUGGGACGGGAGCCGCCAGAGCUGGAGAGAGAUUCCUUCUACCCUGAGCACGUGUGCGCCCUGGUGGCAUCGUCUCGUGCGCCAGCAGCAUCGCGCCACGCCUCUUCCAUGUCACAUUCGUUUGUAUUUUAGGAACUAAGAAGAGGCCCGGCGUUUUCCUCCCAGAGCCUCAAUUUGGCAUCCUUUAUCAGUCACUCCCGGCAGAGUCCGCUUUCCCAGUGUAUGUGCUGUUCAAGUGAUUGGCUAGAACAUUCUGUUAGGUUUAGGUACCCAAAAAAUCAUAGGGUUUAGAAAGCAGAACAUGUGUAUUCCUUUGAAAACAGUGUUAGUCAAAACUUUUCUAUGCUAGAUGAGUUAGCAGCAUAAAGCUUUCACUUACUAAAAUGUAAAGUCUCAACAAGUCACACCAAGAAUAUGUUGAGAAAAGCUCCAGGAACUGCAUGGCACAGAAGGGAGGUGGAAACAGGGUGCAGGGGUGGGUUCUCCUGAACUGACCUGGCUUGCCCCAGUGGCUUGGGACGGCCAGUGAGCGUGCCUGUGUCCUCAGUGCUCCCUGGGAGUGAAAAACCAACUAACGGCUUUGGACAGGCCACAGCCUCGCAGCCAGCUCUGCGUGCUCAGGCUUAUAUGGCAACACAGGGCCUCGCUCCACCUACCCCUAGGGUGAGCUCACUGAAUCCCCUGGUGGGCAUGAGUGUCUUCUUUCUGUACACUGUUCCUAUCAGUUCUCUGCGCUGGGUCUGCUUUUCUGCUCAUUAAACUAAUUGGAGGCAACUACCAAGUCUCCAAAGCCACGGAAAUGAGUGGCACAGGGCAGAGGCUGACUGUGUUGAGGGGUGGAGCCUGUAUCAGUAAUACCUACACCUCUUACCUAGGUUCCUAUUUUUAAAGCCCCUGAACUGCCAUUCAAAUUAGCCACAAUUUUAAUGGAAUUUUUGCAUUUAAUAAUGGUUGAUAAUCACUUUAAAUAUUUGCACAAUCUCUUUAUAAUUAAAAAUUCACUAAACUUCACUUACUGUUACCUAUUUUAUAGAAUGGAGAUGUUUCAUUGGAUUCUAAAUAUCAGAUGCUCCUGGAUCUCAAAAUAACCCUUUCUAAACAAGCACAAACAAGAAUUUUUUUUAAGCCUAGCACAGUCAAUAUAAUAAUUUUCUGAAAAUCAUAUAUGACUGAAUCAGAAAUACUUCUUUUUGCUUGCAUUCCAAAAACAACUGAUUAGGGUGUAAACCUGUGUGUCCUUUCAUCUUAAAUUCUAGGCCUAUUCUGUUCUAUAUUACAUAAAAGAAUUUCUCUGUAACCCUAAUAUUAUAUUGCACAUUUGUAUAAGCAUAUUUAUAGGCACUUUAGAAAAUGUUUAGACUGCAAUAUGUAUUAUAGACAUCAAACACAAUCAUGUCAGUAGCUUUUUGGUUAAAACCUGUACAUUGAGAGAGAUGAAAGCCUGAUAAUUUGGACCUGUGUGCUCACUUGGAGCAAAGGGCUAGGUGGUGCAGAUGGAGAAACUUCUUUCUUGUGCUUUUGUGGGACCUUCUGCCAUCCCCACUUUGAAAGUUGAUGUUCAGGCUAUUCUAGUAGAAGGUAUAAGAUACAAGAUAAGUGCUGUGUAGAAUUUCUAUCUAACCAAAAUUUGUUUUAGACUUUUCAAAUUGCUCAUAACUGUUCUGAGAAAUAACAAAGCACUUAAAAUGCUUCUGGUGUAUGAAGAAAUAAGGCUUUACAAUCAAGUCCAGGUAUUUUUUUACCUUAUAAUUUUCAAGAUUUGAAAUGAGAGAAACCCAGAAGAAAAACAGUUGUUUUCUUGGGAAGGGGAGCUUUGUGGCUCGAGGUGAUCCAAUAGAGAAGAAAGAACCACCAGAACCAGCACUGACCCCAAAGUUGUUUUCCUGUGUGCUUUUUUGGAUUUGAUAUAGGAUGUCACUCCAUCUCGGAGCAGGUGGUUUUAUUUAUUAAUCGCCACUUCCUGGCCUAUUUGGAACAUCACAGUUCUUUUGGGACUAAUCAUAACAGAAUUAUUUUAUGCAAAUUUCUCUACUUGGGUAAUAGGAUGCAACCAGACAAUUCAGAAAGCUGUCAAAAAUACCCAGAUCCAUUUGGAGGUAUAAAUACUACUAGGCAAGGGGGGAAAAAGCACAAGUUAAUAUUUAUACAGUGGGCUCUUGAUUCUUUUACCUUGUUUGCACAAUUUUUUUCAUGUUUUGGUUUUUAACAUGAGGAAAACAAAGCUUUACCAGUUUUCUUUCCUACUCCCCUCUCCAGAGGAGGUGUGAGCCCGAAUUAAGGAGGCCAGUUAUAUUUGAGGCUUUUCAGUGGCAUGUGACUGUGUCCCUCCAUUGAGAAGGGGAGAAGGAAGUGAGAAUCCUACUCACUCUAGCAGUGCUGUGAAUUCCAGAGAAGUCAGUAUUCCUCACUUCCAAAAACGCAAGUACAAGGACACUUUGCAAACUUAAUUUUGGAAUUAUCUGCCUUUUGAAACUCCAUCUGUCACCACUCCCUUUCAUUAGGAUGGAUAAUUAAGAGUUGCCUGUAUUAGGAGAGGGCCCUGUUUCUGCUAGUGCUUUGAGUUCUUUUUGCUGUUAAGAUUGAAGCAGUGCUCAAGUACUCUGAGCAAGCCUGAAAGCAAGUCAUCGCUAGAGGUUUCAUGUUGCGCUUCCAUGUCGUUAUGUUCAUAAACACUUUUUAAAGCUGUCCAUACCUUGCAAUAUUCACUUACUGUGCUAUUUUUUAAAUCUGUCUAUUUGAAACACAAUGUUGACCUUCUGUAAUUUCCUAAAAUUAUAUUGUUUUCCUACAGACAGCUCAACUUUCCUUUAUGUAGAAUACUUUAGGAAAAUACUACCUUGUAAAAUAAAUGUGAUUUUUUUUUUUCUUUUGUACUGGCACAAAUCUGGUAUUUUGGAGUUUGGAAUGUUCUCCCCCUUCGCCUUUGCACAGGUUCUGUUUGAUUUAAGUAACAACACAAUAGGAGAAAAACAAAACAAAAACUUACAUCUGAAGAAUGUGAAAUAGUUGUAUGGCA
Talpa occidentalis (Iberian mole) is the source of this 5199-nucleotide messenger RNA. It is a transcript of the gene CUNH3orf70, whose product is annotated as chromosome unknown C3orf70 homolog. The coding region runs from base 59 to 808 and encodes 249 amino acids. The record is from RefSeq and is a predicted model, not a curated record. The transcript has 2 exons. Lineage: Eukaryota; Metazoa; Chordata; Mammalia; Eulipotyphla; Talpidae.